AUCGUGUCCCUGGAGAAACCAAUUAAUCACAGCAACCCACAACUUCCCCCGUGCCACCUUCGUGUAUAAAAUGUCUGCUCUCUUGUCAAAUCUCCCCUCAGCGACCGUUUAUCCGGCGACGAACCACCGUUAUGCUCCGUCUCCUCUGCAUCGCGUCUUUGUUGCUCUCUGCUCAGUUCGCUUUCGUUCACGCGGACGACUCGCAGCGUGUACACAACCCACACUCGCCCAGUGUCCUCAUCGGGCUCUUGGGGCGUAGCUCAAAGUUCGCGCAGAGGCAGUCAGGAUGUCCUACUGGUUAUCAACAGUGUACCAACUUCCCCGACUCUUGUGCCCUUAUUGGCGACUACUGUUGCGACGAACUUGCUAGUUGUCCGAACGGUACUACGUGCUGCGCCAACGACAGUGGGUGCUGCGACCCCGGUUACAGCUGUUGCAAUGACGAAUUUGGUGGUUGCUGCCCUACUGGAUCAAGCUGCACGGUUGGGAUGGAUACCUGCUCUGCUGGUGGCAGCGGUGGAGGUAGCACUGGCGGGGGUAGUAGCGGAGGCAGUAGCGGAGGCUCGUCCGCGUCGGCUACCUUUGUUGCUACCACUUCGUCCCAUGCAGCUUCCCCCACUUUUGCUUCUCCAUCCACCACAUCCGCCACCCAUGCUAUCGCUGGAGGUAGCGGAAGCUCUACUUCCUCUGCUUCGGCUAUCGUGGCCUCCCCAUCUACUACCUCAACUUCUGGAGGAACUACGUCCGGCGGCAGUUCUUCGUCUGGUUCCGGUUUGGGUACGUUCCCUGAGUGAUUGCACACGUAACUGCUCUGCUGACCUAUUUCUCAGUCCCUAACGGUGCUCCCCAUAGCUUCGCAGGGUCAUCUACAUGGCAGGCUGCCGGUCUUGCAGUCAUCGUCGGCGCGUCGCUGUUCGGUAGUGGGUUUUAACAGAACUUGAACAUUCAA
This is a messenger RNA of Pisolithus orientalis, 949 nucleotides long. RefSeq lists its product as uncharacterized. The record is from RefSeq and is a predicted model, not a curated record. Lineage: Eukaryota; Fungi; Basidiomycota; Agaricomycetes; Boletales; Pisolithaceae. The transcript is spliced from 4 exons. Bases 132 to 794 code for a protein of 220 amino acids.